ACGGCCAUCAUUGUGCAUCUUCGAAAGCGCACCGUGCAAUACGAAUUGUUGGAAUCACGUACACACUUGCCCGAUAGUGAAUGGAACAAUAUUCGCGAAGUCGCUAGCCCUCUCACCGGGCUUUUCGCUCCAGUUGCAAUGGCUAUUCGUCGAGGCUGGAUACGUCUUGGUGAACAGAACGAAUAUGUAGAUCCAACCACGAAAUCGUCGAUCCCGCUUUCUCGAGCCUACCAAUUGGGAAGAAUCCGGCUGGCCAGUUCCAGUCCAACACGAAGUGCUCAGCCUACUUUGCCAAUUCUCCUGCUGAUUGAGCGAGUGUUCUUCAGCUGGAGGAAAACACAACUGGUCAGUGUAGUCGAUACUGCUCGGGGUGAUGUUUUGACCCCAGAGAUAGCACUGCAAGCUGGCAUUCUGGAGACGACCGAGGAUGAAAUUCGGUUUAUGGACACAUUGACCAACACUUGGAUAACCAUAGAGGAGGGUGUCGGACGACAGAUUAUACAAGUGGAUGAAGUUGACACAUCCUCCGAUUCGGCUUUGGAAGACAUUGACGAACCAACCACGUGUCGUGUAUACCAACUCACACAUCUGUGUCCUGGAGGAGAGCCAGGAACGUGGAUCUCACCUUUGGAGGCCGCUCGGUUGGGUCUGUUCAAAUGGGAAACUGGAGAUGUGGCAGCAGAUUGGCCUGCCCGCCCUGUUCUAAGACACGCGGAUCCGAUGGGUGAAUGGCCAGCCGAUGCGUUUGUUCCGACAAACUGGUGCUCUUUUCUGACUGCCCGACAUGCAGGUUGGUUGCGAUUGACGGAAGAAGAAGAUCCAAGCCGUUGGAUAGUGACUGAUGGUGUACCAUAUCAGGAACCGAACUCUGUUCUUCUUUCGACUCAGAUCAAAUUGAUCGCUCACACUGAUAGUCCGGUCAGUCCAUUCAUUGAACGUUACGUGAUGCCUCAAUCUGUCCCGAUUCCUGACACAUCAGAAGUCUAUUCAACCGGGGACACUGGGGCAGGUUAUCUACAUUACCCUACGCAGUUGCCAGACUCCGGUCGAGCAGUCGUAUCCCAUCGCGCUCGUUCAUUUGAACGUGGCCAGCGCAGCUACCAAGAAGAAGCAUCGGAACAAUUCUUCACUGAGACCAUAUCACAAAGACGUGUGCGUCAUAUGUCACAAGAACCUUACUAUCCAACCGAUACUUUUGAAUCCUCCGGAUCAUUUUCACCGUCCGGUUAA
Molecule: messenger RNA, 1230 nt
Organism: Echinostoma caproni
Lineage: Eukaryota; Metazoa; Platyhelminthes; Trematoda; Plagiorchiida; Echinostomatidae
Source: the annotation of a GenBank genome assembly